Neopelma chrysocephalum (saffron-crested tyrant-manakin) is the source of this 2381-nucleotide messenger RNA. It is a transcript of the gene CHST12, whose product is annotated as carbohydrate sulfotransferase 12. Bases 741 to 2000 code for a protein of 419 amino acids. The transcript is spliced from 2 exons. Gene Ontology annotation, molecular function: sulfotransferase activity. Gene Ontology annotation, biological process: proteoglycan biosynthetic process; carbohydrate biosynthetic process. Gene Ontology annotation, cellular component: membrane. Lineage: Eukaryota; Metazoa; Chordata; Aves; Passeriformes; Pipridae. The record is from RefSeq and is a predicted model, not a curated record.
CCAAGUAUGGACAUUAAAAAAGAGGCAACUGGCACUGCUAAGCCUGUACAAACCAGGCUUUUUUGGCAGCAAUGGGGGGGAAGGCACUGCCACGAAUGUAGAUUAGAAUGUUCGGGGUCCAGGGUAUAUGUGCUAAGCUGGAGUGAAACGUGCAAUGCCAAUUCCUAUUUUUUGUUUAUGCUGUGCAGUAAUACUAAUGUAACCACGGGUUAAAAACCUCCCUGCUCUGCAAAGAGUGCUAGACUUUUGGAAAGCUGGGGAGAAGCAAUGAGGUGAGUGAUGGCCAAGCACAUGAAAUUUGCUUCUUGGUAUAGUCUGUCUGCUUUGGCUGGUGGUAGCUUGUUCUCCUGCACCUUUAGGAGAUUAACUUGGUUCUAUGUCUCUAGAGGCUGGUGAUUCCCUAAGUGCAACUGGUGCCAGGUGUGUGCAAUGGUAUGUGGGUACAGAAGGCUGCACGGGUCCAGUGACUGCUGGUAAAUGCAGGCGCUCCAAGGGAAAAUAUCCAUUUGAAUUUUUUUGAGGGGGGUUGCACGUUUUUAAAAGUUCUUAUUCCACUUCUUUCUGUCUUCAGAAGGAGGUAAAGCCCAAGCAAGCUACCUGAAAUCCCAUAUCUUCACCUGCUAGGAUGAGUGGGUGCUGGAGGAGGAUCCUGCUCUGCAGCACCAUGCUGGAUCCCAAGCCUCACUCUGCAAGUCGGAGGUGAAUCCAGGUGAAAGUCAGCUACCACAGUAGGUGUCAGGAUGACCAAAGCACGGCUCCUCCGUCUCUCUGUGGUGCUGGUCUCCAUCUUCAUGAUCCUCCUGAUCAUUGUGUACUGGGACAACGUGGGGACGGCUCACUUCUACCUGCACACGUCCUUCUCCAGGCCUCGUUCCCCAGGAGCCAUCCCUGGUAUCGCGGCAGGUGAAGACUGGGAAGCCUUGCCAGAUGUAGAUGAAUUUUUGGCAAAGCUGCUUAGUUCAAGCCUGAGACAGAACAACUCUACCCCCCGAAAGACAGAGCAGCUCCUUGUCCAGGGCUCCAACAAGCCUGUGGUGAGUAAUUUGGAGGAGAAGGUGCGGGGCUAUGACUGGUCUACGCACAAGGACAGGAACAGCCUGGACCAAGAGAAGCUGCAGGUGGAGAGGCAGAGAACGCUGCGGGAGUUUUGUGCCAAUUCCAGCUUCACCUUUCCCACCAAGGAGCGCUCCUUCGAUGACAUCCCAAACUACGAGCUCAACCACCUGAUCGUGGAUGACCGCCACGGCGUCAUCUACUGCUACGUGCCCAAGGUGGCCUGCACCAACUGGAAACGAGUGAUGAUUGUGCUCAGUGAGAGCCUCCUGGACCAGGGCGUCCCGUACCGGAACCCUCUGGACAUCCCCCGGGAACACGUCCACAACACCAGCACCCACCUGACGUUCAACAAAUUCUGGCGCCGCUACGGGAAGUUCUCCCGGCACCUCAUGAAGAUCAAGCUGAAGAAGUACACCAAGUUCCUCUUUGUGCGGGACCCUUUUGUCCGCCUCAUCUCCGCCUUCCGCAGCAAAUUUGAGCUGGAGAACGAGGAGUUCUACCGGCGUUUCGCCAUCCCCAUGUUAAAGCUCUACUCCAACCACACCAACCUCCCCACCUCUGUUAGCGAGGCCUUCGGGGCAGGCCUCAAAGUCUCCUUUUCUGACUUCAUCCAGUACUUACUGGAUCCCAGGACAGAGAAGAUGACCCCCUUCAAUGAGCACUGGAGGCAGAUUUACCGCCUGUGCCACCCGUGCCAGAUAGACUAUGAUUUCAUCGGAAAGCUGGAGACGCUGGAUGAGGAUGCUGCUUAUUUAUUGCAGCUCCUCAAAGUGGACAGGCUACUUCGCUUCCCACCCAGCUACAGGAACAGGACUGCGAGCAGCUGGGAAGAUAACUGGUUUGCCAAAAUCCCACUGGCUUGGAGGCAGCAGCUCUACAAGCUUUACGAAGCAGAUUUUGUACUCUUUGGCUACCCCAAGCCAGAAAACUUGCUUAAAGACUAAAAGUGAUUGGGCAAUGGGUGUGGGAGGGAACAUCUGAAAUACCAAAAAUGUUUAAAGCCUCCUCAUUUUUGCUCUUAACUCCCUUCCCCAUACAGGUUGGUACAAUGGAAUAUAUUUUUUCUACUGCUUCCCCUUCCAUUUUUGCAAUAAUGUCAGAAUCCAGGGUAUUCCAGCCAGCUGUGCAUAUGCAAAAAAUGCCAUUUUUUUGGUUAUCAUUGGUUUUCUGUUUUUUAAAAUGUCCCCAUAUUUUGCAAUGGGUCGCUGCCCUUGGUCAUUCUGCCAACUGUGUCCUUCAGUAGCUUUUUAUUAAUACUUUUUAAAAAUUAAUAUAUUUAAGAUAUUUAAUACAAAGCGUGUGUUGUGGCAAAGGAAGGGAGGGAA